Molecule: messenger RNA, 10780 nt
Organism: Lepus europaeus (European hare)
Lineage: Eukaryota; Metazoa; Chordata; Mammalia; Lagomorpha; Leporidae
Gene: SETD5
Product: SET domain containing 5
Exons: 25
Coding region: 4430-8923 (1497 amino acids)
Molecular function (GO): protein binding
Source: RefSeq, a predicted model, not a curated record
UUCUCUUACAGUAUGUCUUGUAAAAAUUUAUUGUCAGAAAAAAUACCAGUUAUCGGCUUAGGGUUUAUAUGUUGUCUUUUAUCUUUACAUGCACAUAGUAGUGGGCUGUAACAGAGGGUUUGUUGGGAGUAACUUUUUUAAAAUGCCCUUUCCUGAAAAUAAAACACAGCACAUGGACCCACAUGGUGGUUCAGCAUGUUGCUGCCACUUACAAGCCCACAUCCUUUGUCUGCUGAUUCUGGUUGCUUUGAGUACCCACUACUCCACACUUCGAUUCCAGCUUUGUACUAAUACACCCUGAAGGCAGCAGUGAUGGCUCAGUACUUCAGUUCCUACCAUUGGUGUAGGAGACCUGGGUGGAUUCUAGCUCCUGACUGCAGCCUGGCCUAGCCCUGAUUGUUGUGGCCAUGUUGGGAAUGAUUGGUAGUUAGAAGAUCUCUCUCCGUCUCGGUAAAUGUAUGUUUGUCAUUCUGCCUUUUGAAUAAGUAAAUAUUUUUACACAAUUAGAACACGUAAUUCAGAUUCCAUUUACUGAUGAGGAAUGGUUUGGUGGUUAUCCAGUGAGGCAGCUUCUGAGGUUUGGGGAUUCACCUUCCCAUGUGUUUUAAUCUGCAUUAUGCAGUGAUGUUAAAAUUAGAGAGUUAAUCACCAGCAACCUCCAGUGUUUAACUGCCUUUUGGGUUUAUUUGAUAAGUGACCUUUGUUCUAUUAUUUGCAGAUUUUAUAUCAGUUUCCCAAGGGCUUGGAGGAUGUACUACCAAAUCUCCAUUUGGACAAAUUGUUAGAGAAAAGAAUCUUUUAUGGGAUUCCUCAUGUCCGUAACAUGUUGGCCGAGGCUCUGCAGCUCACCCCCACUCUCAGAGUGGUCAGUCUCCAUUAAUUGGACCCCGUGAUUUCCACUUUCUGCUGUGUUGGACGACAUGAGCAUUGCAAUCCCUCUGGGAGUCACCACACCAGAUACAUCCUACUCAGAUAUGGCUGCUGGGUCAGAAAAGGAAGUGGAAGCCCCCUACCUUUCAAGACGAAGUGGCACUACACCAGGAUGUGAAAGUCCAGCGAAAGAGACCCAAGGGGCCUAGGGGGCAGCACACCCCCAGAAGCCAAGUCUAUUCCAGGCAGUACCAGGGAUUAGGGUCUGGGCUGGAAAAAUCCUGGUGUUUUGAAUAUGUUCAGGUCCAGUUCAGACUCUUGAUCCCACAGCCACUUCUUGAGUGAGGUGGGUGUUGCUCUAAUUCCCCUGUUUCUCUUGCCAUUUUCAUGGUCCCUGGGGAUUCUUCCCCAUUUAGCAAAGCAAAGCAACUGUACUAGAAUUCUGGGUGGAAUGACAUCCCUGAUUAAUAGUGAUUUUUCUUCCUUAACAUAGAAUAUUAUUAAAGGGCAUGCGUGUUUGUUUUGUGUAAUUUACUGUUUUAAAUUUCUUAAAGAGGAAAUAAAAUAUAGCUACCCUGAUAAAGUAGUAUAUAAUAUUCUGGGUAGCCUAGAAUUGAAAGCAGCUUUCAAGCUUAUUCCUAUAUAAAAAAGAAGUGGGUGGGGUUGGGGAAUGUGUUUCUUGUAGAGGUUUGUUGGGGGGGUUUUUUGUUUUGGGUUGUUUUUGGUUUUUUGUUUUUGCAUGCCACACAGAUUUAAUUAUGCGGAUAGCUGGAACUUCAAAUUUUAAAACUGUUUCAUAGCUGUUUCUUCAAAUAACUUAAAUUUUUUGUGUUAGUAGAUAAGAUAGCCCAGUUAUGUAGUGGUUUUUAUAAGAUGAUCAGCUACUAACCUGCUUCUGUAUGGGUUGACUAACAAACUAUAUAAACAACAUUAACAUUUGUGAGAAAUGGUCAGCAAAGAGAUUAACCAGUGAGCUGGAAUUAGUGGAUAAGAAAAAGACUCAAGGCAGUUAUUUUUAUAACUAGUAUUUACCCCAGAAUGGAUGAGAUAACUACACAUAAAUACUUUUAGGGAAUUUAGGUGUGAUUGUAGAAACAAAUAUACGCAUCUCACUGCAGAGGCCCAAUUAAUACCAGCUUAUCCUAGGAUUUCCCGCAACAUUGUUAUCCUUAAUCUGCAGAUAGAUUUCUGAGACUGUGGUCCCAACACAUUACACAGUUGUUAGUGUUACUGCAGAGGGAGAGGAUGUCAAUAAUUAGAUUAAGUUCCAUUCUGUUCAAUUAUUAAUGAUGAAGCAUGUGUGAUUUCACUGUUGUAUGGCACUCAAAGGUUAAACCUGGUAUUAAAAGCAGCAGACUCAACUAAGUGAGAGACCUAGACCUUAACUCAUUUUAAAUGGCAGCAGUAUGCAGUGUGCAUUUUAUUUCAUAUGUUUAUAGAUACAACACAAGAAACAAAGAAUAUUAUGCCCUUCCAACUUUCUUACAAAGGUGGCAUCACAGCAGGUUGGAGUCUAUCUGUUGUGAUUCUGGCUUUUGUGGGUGUGCCCGACCUCUCUUAAGAGUUCAGUCAGAAGAAAGGCUGCAAUUAUAUUUGCAUAAAAUGUUUGGCUAAUAAAGAGAUGCAAUCCUGAUAUUCCAAAUUUUUAAUCCAUCCGUAUUUCAAAACACAGAGAAGAAUUCAUGUUUGGCAAGGAAUAUUCUGAGAAAUCCUGUAGCCACCUCAGAGCAUCUGGUGAUUAUAGAUUUGGCAUGCAUAGCAGUCUAUUAAAUGCUGUGCUUGAGCUAGAAAGUCUUGUGCAGUGGGAUGGCCUGUUAACCUCCACACUAUACAUUUUAUUUUUAUUCCCUAGACUUGCACAUGAAGUGCAUAUGUUCAUAUUUACCCAGUUUGGAGAUGGGUAAGAUAUAACCAACAUAGCUCCAUCUCCAUGGCCAUCUUUUAUUUCAUACAACUUUUUUUUUCUGUCCCCACUUCCCAAAAAAUUCCAUUCCUAAUAAACAACUGUCAUGUUUCACCCUAUGUGUUCAAUGGUACAAAAUCUCCUAUGUAAAAUAUAUACAGCUCUUUGAAAUGUACUUAUUUAUCUAGUAAUGUACCUAGUAAAUUCACUAUGUCGUAUAAAUUCAUUACUUUGUUUUAACUGUCCAUCAUAGAAACUAAAUUCUAUCUUCAUUUUAUUAAUGCUUGUAUGCCUUCGGUUCAUUUAGGAAACUCCACCUGUUUCCUAAUAUUCAGAGUUGAUUGCCUCUCAGUGGGCCAUGUUCAGACCAUCUUUUUGUCAAGAAUACUGACCUGCAUUCUUGAUGUCCUUCCCUGUCCCCUCGCCCAGUUCCCAUCCUGCAGACACUGUUAAGUAGUAAAAUGCAUGCACUUCACUAACAGAGAAUACUCUCCUGUGUCUAAAGUUCUUCUUCACCUAGAAAUUACCUUUGCUGUUAUUAAUAAGAUCCCUCCUCACAGUUUUGGAGCAUAUAACUGGGUGAGUUGGAUACAUAUCACUUCUCAGCUGACAUUGUGCCAUGUUGAACUGCACUCUUCCUGCCAAGUACUAUAUAAUUUCUGUAUCUUCAAGCAGGAAAAAUGUCUUAUUAUUUGACUCAUAAAAGACUCAUCGAUCUCUAAGUUUGAGUUAUACUAGUCCUUGAGUUUCUAAUUUAUGAAUAUGUUGUGAUUAAUAUAAAAUAUAGAUAAUUGAUUAUUUAGUUCUACCAAAUCAAUCAAAUCUGUUCCCUAAUUGUCUCCUCCAAAAUUCCCCCAAACCUAGCCAGGAAACAGUCACAAUCCUUUUUUCUCAAAAAUGUAUAUUUAUCCCUGCCACCUGUCUUUUUAUUAUUAAGUAAAAACUUAUAUCACAUUUCUAAACUGGAAUGUACUUACAAUACUUCUCUAUUACAUUGCACUUGAAUAGUUAAUUUUUCAUCCAAUGAGGAUAUAAAAAGAUACUCACUAUGCCUGGUUAAUGAGUUCUCAGUUUGCUUUAAAUUAGGUAGAAUGUUAGCCUGGUUUCCAUGUGGGGCAUAGUGGAGAGGUCAUUGGCUUUGGAGUCAGGCAGGUGUUUUAAAUCCUGGCUUUGUUGGUGUAUACCUUGGGGAAGUCACGUAAUCUCACUACCUCAACUUCCCUCUCUGUCAAAAUAUGCUGCUUACCAUAUUGAGUGGUUGCAGAAGUUAAUUAAAUUUAUAUAGAUUUAUGAAGCGCCUCCCAAAUACGGUGAUUCAGAAUGGUUGCCACUACUAUUAUUUGUUAAUAGACUAAUGUAACAAUUUGGUUUUGAUUAUUUUAAAUAUCUGUGGUAUUAUCAUGCAGCUGUUAAAUAAUUGUGUCCUUGAUAUGCUUGCAUGUCUCUGGUGGAUGAGAAAUUAUUACUCUGAUAUCUGAAAGGUGUCUGGGGGUUCGUCAAGAUGAGAGGUGUGAUAAAUAUAAGAUGCCAUUGUUUUUACCUGUACUUUCUUCAGGGUAUCCUGUCUUGGUAGUGAAUGGAAGAGGGCCUGGUCCCUGGGGCAGUGCAGAAGGCACUUUCAUCAUCUCACUCACUGCAAAUGUCAUGUGAGGUUUCAUGGAAGUAUUAAGAGAUCCAAUUAAGAAGAAUAGUUCUGAGUCUAAACCAGCCCAGAGUGGCUUCUCUAGGGGAAACUCCCUGCUCAGCUGCCCUGAAUCUGUGGAGGCUAGUCCAGCAGUUAAUGAGAAGAGCGUGUAUUCCACUCAUAAUUAUGGGACCACUCAGAGGCAUGGGUGUCGAGGACUGCCUUAUGCUGAUCAUAAUUACGGAGCCCCUCCUCCUCCGACACCUCCUGCUUCUCCCCCUGUCCAGACGAUCAUCCCUCGUUCUGACCUGAAUGGCCUGCCGUCGCCCGUAGAGGAACGCUGUGGAGACAGCCCGAACUCUGAAGGAGAGACUGUUCCUACCUGGUGUCCUUGUGGUCUUUCUCAGGAUGGCUUCCUUCUCAGCUGUGACAAGUGCAGGGGAAUGAGCAGGGGGAAGGUUAUUAGACUUCAUCGGCGGAAGCAGGACAACAUAUCAGGUGGGGAUAGCAGUGCAACAGAAAGCUGGGAUGAGGAGCUUUCUCCUUCCACUGUGUUGUAUACAGCAACACAGCACACACCUACAAGUAUCACCUUAACUGUUAGAAGAACCAAACCCAAGAAGCGGAAAAAGAGUCCAGAAAAGGGCCGUGCAGCACCAAAGACGAAGAAAAUCAAGGCAUUUCGAGAGGGAUCCCGGAAGUCCUUGCGGAUGAAGAAUUCUCCCUCUGAAGCACAGAAUUUAGAUGAGAAUACAACUGAGGGCUGGGAAAACCGGAUACGACUAUGGACGGAUCAGUAUGAAGAAGCUUUUACCAAUCAGUACAGUGCAGAUGUACAGAACGCCCUUGAACAACACCUACAUUCUAGCAAGGAGUUCGUGGGCAAACCUGCUAUUUUAGACACUAUUAAUAAGACUGAACUGGCCUGUAAUAAUACAGUGAUCGGUUCCCAAAUGCAGUUACAGCUGGGAAGAGUCACUCGUGUUCAAAAGCACCGGAAGAUACUGAGGGCUGCAAGAGAUUUGGCUUUGGACACUCUCAUAAUAGAAUAUCGUGGGAAAGUCAUGUUACGGCAGCAAUUUGAGGUCAAUGGGCAUUUCUUCAAAAAACCAUACCCCUUUGUGCUCUUCUAUUCAAAAUUCAAUGGCGUAGAGAUGUGUGUGGAUGCCCGUACUUUCGGUAACGAUGCUCGGUUCAUCAGGAGAUCAUGUACACCAAACGCAGAGGUGCGACACAUGAUUGCAGAUGGGAUGAUUCACCUGUGUAUCUAUGCUGUGUCUGCCAUCACCAAGGAUGCUGAGGUCACCAUAGCAUUUGAUUAUGAGUAUAGUAACUGUAAUUACAAAGUGGACUGUGCAUGUCACAAAGGAAACAGGAACUGCCCUAUACAGAAAAGAAAUCCCAAUGCUGCAGAGCUGCCCCUCCCACCUCCUCCAAGCCUGCCUACCAUCGGAGCAGAGACCAGACGGAGAAAAGCACGACGGAAAGAGCUCGAGAUGGAGCAGCAGAGUGAGACUGCAGGGGAGGCGAAUGACCAGCACCCCCAAGAAGUUCCAGAAAAAACCACGGUGUUGAGUGACCAUGAGGAAAUAGACCAUCCAGAAGAAAAGCCAGAAGAAGAGAAAGCAGAGGUUGCAGAUGACCAGGAGAGUGCAGCUCACGGCAGGAGGACCCGGGAGGACAGAAAGGUUGAAGCCAUCAUGCAUGCUUUUGAAAACUUAGAAAAGCGAAAGAAACGGCGAGAUCAGCCCUUUGAACAGAGCAGCUCUGAUAUAGAGGUCACGGCCACUGUCGUGGGGACUCCUUUGGGAGAAGAGACAAAAACUGAAGCUCCUGAAGUUGAAGCUAGCAACCCUGCUUCAAACAUUGCUGUCCCAAGCAUCUCACAGACUGUUGGUGUGAACACCCGGAGGUCUUCCCAAGCAGGGGAUAAUGCUGCUGAAAAACCAGUCCCCAAACCACCUGCAGCAAAGCCUUCCAGGCCCCGACCGAAGAGCCGAAUUUCUCGGUACCGGACCAGUUCAGCCCAAAGAUUAAAGCGGCAGAAGCAGGCCAGUGCACAGCAGGCAGAGUUGUCACAAGCUACCCUGGAAGAGGGUGGAAAUAACAGUGCAGUAACUCCUGCUGAAUCUGGAAGUACAGACAGUUCAGGAGAAAAUAGGCAGUUAACAGGGUCUGACCCAGCUCUGGUAUCACUUACUGGAUCCCACGUCAACCGUGCUGCAUCUAAAUACCCUAAAACCAAAAAGUAUUUAGUUACAGAAUGGUUGAAUGACAAAGCAGAGAAGCAAGAGUGCCCUGUUGAGUGCCCUUUACGUAUCACCACGGACCCAACUGUACUGGCAACGACCCUGAACAUGCUACCAGGCCUUAUUCAUUCCCCGUUAAUUUGCACCACCCCUAAACACUACAUUCGCUUUGGCUCGCCCUUUAUGCCUGAGAGGCGUCGGAGGCCCCUUCUGCCUGACGGCACGUUCAGCUCCUGUAAGAAGCGUUGGAUAAAACAAGCCUUGGAGGAAGGAAUGACUCAAACAUCAUCUGUAUCCCAAGAGACUAGAACUCAGCACCUAUACCAAAGUAAAGAGAAUAGUAACUCUUCUAGCAUCUGCAAAGACAAUGCAGACUUGGUGAGCCCAUUGAAGAAAUGGAAGUCUCGCUAUCUAAUGGAGCAGAAUGUCACCAAGUUACUUCGACCUCUGUCUCCAGUCACACCACCCCCUCCCAGUUCAGGCUCAAAGAGCCCCCAGCUGACCACAGCUGGCCCAUCUAAUCCAGGAGAAGAGGAGUGUCGGAAUGGAUACAGCCUCGUGUUCUCGCCAGUCACAUCCCUCACUACUGCUAGUCGCUGCAACACUCCUCUGCAGUUUGAGAACAUAUCCUCCCCUGAGAGUUCCCCUGCGCAUAGGCCCGAGUCCCUGUCACCCGAGCUUUGUCACCGAAAAGACCUGGAGUUGACAAAAGUGGGAUACCUUGACUCCAACACUAACAGCUGUGCUGACAGACCUUCCCUGCUCAACUCGGGUCAUCCUGACCUGGCUCCUCAUCCUUCCAUCGGACCCACUUCUGAAACUGGCUUCCCAAGCAGGAGUGCAGAUGGACACCAGACACUUGGGAGAAACUCAGACCAGGGGUUUCGGACAGAGUUCAACUUGAUGUAUGCCUACUCCCCUUUGAACGCUAUGCCCCGAGCAGAUGGAUUAUAUCGAGGUUCUCCCCUUGUGGGAGACAGGAAGCCUUUACAUUUGGAUGGGGGAUAUUGUUCCCCUGCAGAAGGGUUUCCCAGCAGAUACGAACAUGGCUUUAUGAAAGACCUCUCUCGUGGAUCCAUGUCUCCUGGUGUCGAAAGGACCUGUGAAGGAGUCCCCUCUACCCCCCAGAACCCACCACAGAGGAAGAAGGUGUCCCUGCUAGAGUACCGCAAACGGAAACAAGAAGCCAAGGAGAAUUCUGGGGGAGGUGACUCUGCACAGAGCAAAAGCAAGUCUGCAGGAGCUGGGCCAGGCAGCAGCAACUCUGUUUCUGACACUGGUACCCAUGGUGUGCAGGGAUCCUCUGCCCGAACCCCAUCUUCCCCUCACAGAAAAUUCUCCCCAUCUCAUUCAUCUAUGUCCCAUUUGGAGGCAGUAAGCCCAUCUGAUUCUAGAGGCACUUCAUCAUCUCACUGCAGACCUCAAGAGAAUAUCAGCAGUAGAUGGAUGGUUCCCACGUCAGUAGAACGACUUCGAGAAGGAGGGAGCAUCCCCAAGGUCCUCCGAAGCAGUGUGAGGGUGGCCCAGAAGGGAGAGCCCUCUCCCACUUGGGAGAGUAGCAUUGCAGAGAAGGAGUCAGACCCUGCCGAUGGAGAAGGCCCAGAGACACUGAGCUCAGCACUCUCCAAAGGAGCAACUGUUUACAGCCCUUCCAGAUACAGCUACCAGCUCCUGCAGUGUGACAGUCCACGGACAGAGUCCCAAAGCCUCCUUCAGCACAGCUCCUCCCCCUUCAGAGGACCCCCUGCCCAGUCUCCAGGAUACAGUUACCGAACUGCUGCACUGAGACCUGCACACCCCACCUCUCAAAGCUCUUCAGAGUCCUCCCUCUCUUCCACGUCCUAUUCCAGCCCCGCCCACCCUGUGUCCACAGACUCAAUGGCCCCAUUUACGGGGACACCAGGGUAUUACAGCAGCCAGCAGCAUUCUGGAAACAGCACUGGCAGCAGUCUUCCGAGGAGGAGCUGUCCUUCGAGUGCUGCUAGCCCUGCCCCACAGGGCCCCUCAGACUCCCCACCCUCAGACUCGGUCUCUCAGUCCAGCACAGGAACUCUGAGUUCCACCUCGUUUCCUCAGAACUCUAGGUCAGCAUUGCCGUCAGACUUGCGGACUAUCAGUCUGCCCAGUGCCGGGCAGUCCGCUGCCUACCAGGCCUCCAGGGUAUCUGCGGUUUCCAAUUCACAGCACUACCCACACCGAGGGAGUGGGGGUGUGCAUCAGUACCGACUCCAGCCACUGCAGGGGUCUGGGGUCAAGACUCAGACAGGACUUUCCUAGGGCUUCUGGAUUUGGGCAAACAGAACUGAGUGAGCCCAUAGCUGCUUCCUCCCAGCUGCCUCUGGGACCUGGGCCGGGCGUAUUGCUGGGGAAGGGAGGGGUGCCAAGUGCCAGAGGAUUGGGUCUGGUCAACAAGAAACAAGACUUGUGGUUGCAGCUGGCCUCUGGCCUUGGAGAAAGAUGGAAAUCUUGUCUGAAGCAGAGACUACAAAGAAGUUUCUCCCUGCUGUCGAGGGUACAUUGUUGACAAGCAAAUGGCGUCUCGGUUAGUUACGGUUCUAAGUGCAAUGAGUUGUGUUGGAGCCUCUGUCUCCCAUCCUUGCCUGUAGCCUGUAGUCACUUGUGCAGUGAGGACAUCUUUUUAAAUAAAAGGAAAACAUUUUCUUUUCAAAUGAAAAAAAAAAAAAAAAGUGAAAAGAGCCAAUCUCAAAGCCCCAAGCCAUCUGAGUAGUGUUAGGGUUUUAUGCACUUAAGAAAAAAGGUAGGUAUGUGAAUGUUCACCCUGUGACAACCAUUCCAAAAACAGGUACCUGGCUAAGGUGUGUCCACCAAGAAUACUAUUUCUACCUUUGUCUUAAAAUCACCAACAAGUAGGCAGGGAUAGUAGUGCUUCGAACGAGUCUGGGUUCGUGGUGCCUGGCUCUCGGGAGAAGAGCUAGCUAGUCUGCGCUUACUCUUCGGGAGGAGAUACUGAGGCGAUUGUCCUUUUCCUUUCACAAGCGACUUCACAGCUCAGUAACACAUGCAGCAGGUAGAGGGCUGGCAAGUAAGGGGCCUGCUGCAUUGCCACUUAAUAGCUUUGGGCAGUAAAUUAGGUUAGAAAGGACCUCCAGGGGUCCGGAAAUUGUUUGAAUGUUAUUUUUUCUACUCCCAAUUAAUCAGGAGUUGACAGCCCCCUGAGCAGGACCGCCUCCAUGACUAGGGAGCAUGCACUCGUGACUGCAGGGUAAGAGUGGGAAGGUAGGCCUGUGGCGUGGCACCGACAGGACUGUGAUUGUGUGUGGACCUGCCCCACGUUUCCUGGUUUGUGGGCCCGGUGAGAGUCACCAAGCCACCCACAGCCCUGACACUGUUGUGGAUGAGAGAUGCGAGCAGACUGGCUUCUCCCCAUCAGUGCAUUGUGCCUGUUGUACACCCCUGGAGGAGCCCUGGAGCCGGCCCAGGCGGAGUACACAAUCUUUUUAAAUUCCAUACGGUUGCCAGCUUAUUUCUUUCACUUGUUUACUGUAAUACCCGGCGUGUUUUUAUUUAUCUAAUUUUGUAUUCAGUUGUAACCAUGGUAGGGUAGUGAAUAUACGACAGGUGUAAUCCCUGGUGCUGCGUGGACCUUACUUCUUUUCUUUUGGACAAGAUAAUGCUGUGAGUCUCCCCCCUACCUUCCCCCUCAUUUGUUUUCUCUUUUUUUUCCCUAGCCUCUUGCAUCCCCUUCUUUUCUAUCCUGUCCUACAACUAUCAUAUGCACAGUCUUCUCUCUUUGUGUGUGACUGUUACAAAAUUUCACUUCUCAAAAUUGAAAUCAGGUGUUUGCUCAAAUGAGGGGAGAUUUUUUUCUUCUUUUUUUUUUAUUUUUCCCCUUAAUGCUGAGACCUCAGCAGAGUACUUUUUUUUGUUUCCCCCACAAACCCAUCAGUCUGGGAGAGCAUUGGGAAUGGAAAUCAUGUUGCCUGGGAUGCUGGCUCCUUCGUGUAUGAUAUAAAAUGUGUGUAAAUGUCUCUCCAUCUGGGCUGGGGUCUGCAUUCUCCUCUCAGCUGUGACUGGAGAGGGGAGGCCAGCGGGCAGGCAGCCCUCACCCUGCCUGGCACGUGCAGAGACCCCAGCCACUCUGUGUGGGCAGGGUGCUGUCAAGACCAGACCUCU